GAGAACCUCAGUCAGCUUUAAACUCUCUGAAACAUGAUUCAACAUGUAAGAAAACAUUCAGCUGCUCUGAAUGUGUUGACGGAUUUGGAAAAAGGCAACAUCUGAAUGACCAAAUGAGAAUCCACACAGGAGAAAAACCUUUCAGCUGCUCAAUUUGUAAAAAAUCUUUUAGACAGAAUGGACAUUUACAGAAACACAUGAGAAUUCACACAGGAGAAAAACCUUUCAGCUGCUCAGUCUGUAAGAAAUAUUUUACACGGAGUGGAGAUUUACAGAAACACAUGAGAAUCCACACAGGAGAAAAACCUUUUAGCUGCUCUGAGUGUGAUAAAGCUUUCACCGAAAGUGGACACCUGAAGAAACACAUGAGAAGCCACACAGGAGAAAAACCUUUCAGCUGCUCUGAUUGUGAUAAAGCUUUCACCGAAAGUGGACACCUGAAGAAACACAUGAGAAUCCACACAGGAGAAAAACCUUUCAGCUGCUCUGAGUGUGAUAAAGCUUUCACUGAAAGUGGACACCUAAAGAAACACAUGAUGACUCACACAGGAGAAAAACCUUUCAGCUGCUCAGUCUGUAAGAAAUCUUUUACACGGAGAGGAAAUUUACGGUCACACAUGGUAGUCCACACAAGAGAGAAAAGAUUCAGCUGCAGUGUUUGUAACAAAAGAUUUGCCUGGCAUUCUGAUGUCAAAACACAUAAAUGUGUUGACCUCUGA
This is a messenger RNA of Perca flavescens (yellow perch), 719 nucleotides long. Its product is annotated as gastrula zinc finger protein XlCGF71.1-like. Gene Ontology annotation, molecular function: RNA polymerase II cis-regulatory region sequence-specific DNA binding; DNA-binding transcription factor activity, RNA polymerase II-specific. NCBI's taxonomy places the organism in Eukaryota, Metazoa, Chordata, Actinopteri, Perciformes, Percidae. The record is from RefSeq and is a predicted model, not a curated record. The transcript is spliced from 2 exons. The coding region runs from base 114 to 719 and encodes 201 amino acids. Gene Ontology annotation, biological process: regulation of transcription by RNA polymerase II.